This is a messenger RNA of Aspergillus piperis CBS 112811, 1657 nucleotides long. Its product is annotated as putative MFS transporter. The coding region runs from base 161 to 1657 and encodes 498 amino acids. Lineage: Eukaryota; Fungi; Ascomycota; Eurotiomycetes; Eurotiales; Aspergillaceae. The transcript has 5 exons. Gene Ontology annotation, biological process: transmembrane transport. Gene Ontology annotation, cellular component: membrane. The record is from RefSeq and is a predicted model, not a curated record. Gene Ontology annotation, molecular function: transmembrane transporter activity.
CUCCAACGCGUGUACGUAAGCCUCCGAUCAGUAACAAUUCCAUCGCAUUCAGGGCAAAGCAGUCAAUCCCGACCAGCAUUGUUGGUAGUGGCCGGGUCGUUAGACUUUCAGGAGGCAUGAUUUUCUAAACCAUCCCAACCCCUCCCCAAUCCACCAAAAGAUGGCCUCCUUGCGCCCCGGCCCGACCGAGGCCAUCUCCGUCUCCAGUGGAUCUUCGUCCACACCUCAGUAUACGCCUGUCUCCGAUCGCUCCGAGAAUGAUGGCUCCCCCAAUCCAAACCGUCCGGCAGCGGGGUCUCUGAGAGUUCAGACGGCCUUCAGCUCCGAUGGGGAGUCGUUUACUGACGACGGGUUCGAUGAAGGAUAUGAUUCCUACGAAGAUGUGCAGCCCCUUUCGAGUAGUAGAAUUAGCAUGCCAAAGUACACGAAAGAGGAAGAGGAUGGAGUCAUCAAGCAAUUCGAUCGCAAAUUGGUCCCUUUUCUAGCUCUUCUCUAUUUACUAUCAUUUCUGGAUCGUUCAAACAUUGGAAAUGCCAAAAUCGCCGGUCUCGCAGAUGACCUGCAUCUCUCAUCGUCGCAAUAUGAAUGGCUUCUCACGGCCUUCUACAUCACCUACAUUCUCUUCGAAUGGAUGACCCUCAUGUACAAACUCGUCCCACCGCACAUCUACAUCGCUCUCUGCGUCUGCGGCUGGGGCCUUGUCGCAUCUCUCCAGUCGCUCGCUACUUCAUUCGGGGCUCUCGUAUUCCUGCGAGCAGCCCUCGGCAUCACCGAAGCAGCAUUCGGCCCCGGCGUGCCCUUCUACCUCUCCCUCUUCUACAAGCGCGAAGAGCUCGCCUUCCGAAACGGCCUCUUCAUCUCCGCUGCUCCCCUCGCCUCAUCCUUCGCCAGCAGCCUCGCCUGGGUCAUCGUCCGCGUGAGCGACAACGGCCCAAUUGCACCCUGGCGCACCCUCUUCCUAGUCGAAGGGUUCCCCAGCAUCGUCGUCGCCGUCUUCGCCUGGAUGCUCAUCCCCGAUACACCAGGCAGCGCCUCAUUCCUAAACCCCCGACAGCGCGCCAUUGCACAGCUGCGCAUGGAUGACGAGCUCAACCCCAAUCACAAACCACACCAGCAGCAAUCGCAGCAGCGCAAAUCCUUCAACUGGAAAGAAGUCAAGAAGACACUCACCGAUUCCAAAUCCUAUAUCACAGCCUUCAUGUUCUUCGCCUGCAAUGUCGCCUUCAGCUCCAUGCCCGUCUUCCUCCCCACCAUCAUCCAAGACAUGGGCUACACAUCCCUAACAUCCCAAGCCCUCUCAGCCCCACCCUACCUCCUCUCCUUCCUAACCGUCCUCCUAACAUCCCACCUCUCGGACCGCACCCGCACGCGCAGCCCAUACCUAAUCUUCCACGCGCUGCUCUCCGCAACCGCCUACCUGGCAAUCGCCCUAGCGGGAUACUUCCACUCGCACCUCCCGCCCGCCAUCCACGUCGCCAUCCGCUAUCUGGCCGUCUACCCCGCCACCUCGGGGUUCUUCUCCGCCAUCACGCUCAUCAUCACCUGGACCAUGGAUAACCGGCCCGCGAACGAGGGGAAGGGGGCGAGCGUCGCCCUGCUGAAUGUUAUUGGGCAGUGCGGGCCGUUGCUCGAUACCAAAGUCAUGGUUAGACCAUGA